Toxoplasma gondii ME49 is the source of this 1383-nucleotide messenger RNA. Its product is annotated as thioredoxin family Trp26 protein. Lineage: Eukaryota; Apicomplexa; Conoidasida; Eucoccidiorida; Sarcocystidae. Bases 242 to 868 code for a protein of 208 amino acids. The record is from RefSeq and is a predicted model, not a curated record. The transcript has 8 exons.
UUUACUUUGUUUCGUUUUAUUUGUCCGUUAACAAAGGCUCUGGUAUCUAACGAAAAGGUUCUGUCUGUGGAAUCGAGGAAUUCAUUUUCUACAGUAUCGACUGCACGACAAGACCAAUCUGUCACCAACCGCCUGCUUCAAAGCAUAGCCCGUCGCCGAAUUCGCGGCACAUUGGCGUGUUUGUGGCUAAACAGCGGGCUGGCCAUCGAAACAAUACUCCUUUCUGCCCCAGUCACUGAAAAUGCCAGGUGUUCAUGGGCCACAAUGUGGCUGUGUGCACGAGAUCGACCUGAAGGGAGCACAAUUCCUCCUGCCGUAUAUCAACCUCGAGGGUAUUCGAGGACUUAACGAGCAGGUUCAGAACUCGGCGAGAACAAUUUUCAAGUCGUAUGAAGACCGUCUGGAUGAGACGAAAUUUUGCCGCAGUGAAGAGGACGACCCUGAGCUGAUGAUUCACAUCCCUUUUAAAUCUCCUUGCAAGAUAUCCAGUCUUCACCUCAUUGGCGGCGACAAUGGGCGUUCCCCGGCCUCUGUCAAGAUUUAUGCAGACCAAGAAAACCUUGAUUUCAGCACAGUCCACGAUACCCCAUGCAUUCAAGAAGUGGAAUUAGUCACCGACUUCCAUGGCGCCGUCGAGUAUCCGUUGAAGGUGACAAAGCUCCAGAAUGUGACGUGUCUCACGCUCUUCUUCCCUCAAAACAUGGGGGGCGAUUUCCUUGAGCUCUUCUACAUCGGCCUCCGCGGGGAGGGUUCGAACUACCAACGACGAGCGGUCGUCACGGUUUACGAAGCGAACGCAAACCCUGCAGACCACGAAGUGGCCAGUGAACACGGAGUUCAGGCCACAGCUUUGGAAGAAGGAAAUUGAAAAGGAGUUGGGAUGCGUGAACGACACCACGAGGGAAGGACAGACUCGCUUUUGACAGCAAACAUACUGGAGAAACAUGACAGGGAACCGUCUGCUUCUCUCAGAGAAGGGCAAAAAGAUGCAUUCAAGGAGAGAACAGCAACAGAGCAAACGCAACUUUCGCAUUCCAAAAAAGGCCCUCGUGCCAUCAUUCCCUCGAGAGGUUCAAACGGGGUGUUUUCACGAUAUAUGCUUUAAGUUUUGUUCUAAAAAAACAUGAAUCCUCCAGGGGUCUCCCCGUCACCACAUCCGACGUCGUCGUAUUGAUGAAAUCCAUAUACGUAUAUAUAUAUAUAUAUAUAUAUAUAUAUAUUUGUGUAUGUAUGCAAGCGUGUAUAUAUAUAUAUAUAUAUAUGUAUAUAUGUAUGUAUAUUUGUAUAUGUAUUUCAAUGUGGAUGCGCAUGUAUGUCUACGCCCGAUUGGUGGAUGUCUUUUGUGUGCGGCAUGUGAUCGUGCAGAGAAUAUUGGUCAUCUUC